Melitaea cinxia (Glanville fritillary) is the source of this 135-nucleotide messenger RNA. RefSeq lists its product as uncharacterized. NCBI's taxonomy places the organism in Eukaryota, Metazoa, Arthropoda, Insecta, Lepidoptera, Nymphalidae. The transcript has 2 exons. The record is from RefSeq and is a predicted model, not a curated record. The annotation marks the transcript as partial.
UGUUCUUCAUCUUCAUCUUCUUCAUCCUCUUCUUCAUCUUCUUCCUCCUCUUCUUCAUCCUGUUCUUCAUCUUCUUCUUCUUCUUCUUCUUCUUCUCCGUCUUCUCCUUCUUCUUCUUCUCCGUCUUCUCCUUCU